Molecule: messenger RNA, 774 nt
Organism: Funneliformis caledonium
Lineage: Eukaryota; Fungi; Glomeromycota; Glomeromycetes; Glomerales; Glomeraceae
Source: the annotation of a GenBank genome assembly
AUGGAAAACAAUAGUAAAAAAAGAGAAAGGAUUCCACAGUGGAUACAAUACAUGCAAACCAACAAUUCUUCUUUAGAAAAAUUUAAAAGAGCAAAUGGUGCAUACAUGCUUCGUGAUAUAUCAAAACCACACAAGAUUCUUACUAUUCAUGCUGAAUUACAAAUAAAUGAGGGUCAUUCUAAAAAUCCAUAUUAUAGAAAAAAAGAUACAUCAGCUGUUCUGUUUGUUCCUUUACUUCCUGGACAUUGUGUUAUUGGAAAGUUUGGCGAGUUAUAUAUUUAUCUAGAAAUUCAAAGUAAUAAUGAGUACCUUACAUAUCAUUGGAAAAUUUAUAAUAAUGUGGAGAUGACACAAAUUAUACAUGAAGAAACAAACCCUGAUUUUUUUACUAGCAUGAAGAAAUACAUAAAUUGGUUAGGGAAUCUUUCUAUUCCAGACAUUCUUGGAUUUGGUAACCCUGACAUUAUACAUGAUCUACAAUCCAAACUAACUGCAACUAUGCAAAAAAAAGGUGAAAAAUUAAUUGCAAAGGCAAGAAAUUCAUCAAUAAUUUCACAAGAUCCAAUAAUUUGUCAAGGAAUAGAAAUUAAAGAAACAGGUGUAAACUUAUCUUCAGAAGCAACUUUAGCUCUUGCAAUUGAUUAUGAAUCUUCAAAAAAAUCAAGUGAUGCAUUACGUAAAAGAUUCAAACGUGCUAAAGCUAAUCUUGAAUAUGCAAAGAAUUUUAAAUAUAAUCAGUAUGAAAAAAAAAAUAAAGAGUUGUUGGAAGAUUAG